AUGCUGCUGCUCCCUUCCUGCUGCUUCAGGACUCGCAUUGCUACGGGGCAGGGAGCAGGAAGAGAACGGGGCCGGCCGGAGCGGCCCUUCCUGGCGGAAUUCCCCGCCGGAGCGCUCGGCAUACGUUGCUACAAGAUCACCACGGUGUUCAGCCACGCGCAGACCGUGGUGCUGUGCGUGGGCUGCUCCACGGUGCUGUGCCAGCCCACGGGGGGCAAGGCGAGGCUCACAGAAGGAUGCUCCUUCAGGCGGAAGCAGCAUUAAAAUAAAGGCAUCCGAGAUGGUUGGGACUAUGUGCACAGAUGGCUGCGCAGAGGAGGAGCCAUGGCAUUUGAU
Molecule: messenger RNA, 336 nt
Organism: Tinamus guttatus (white-throated tinamou)
Lineage: Eukaryota; Metazoa; Chordata; Aves; Tinamiformes; Tinamidae
Source: RefSeq, a predicted model, not a curated record